Colletotrichum karsti is the source of this 735-nucleotide messenger RNA. Its product is annotated as iron-sulfur cluster assembly accessory protein. The transcript is spliced from 2 exons. Bases 1 to 735 code for a protein of 244 amino acids. The record is from RefSeq and is a predicted model, not a curated record. Lineage: Eukaryota; Fungi; Ascomycota; Sordariomycetes; Glomerellales; Glomerellaceae. Gene Ontology annotation, molecular function: 2 iron, 2 sulfur cluster binding. Gene Ontology annotation, biological process: iron-sulfur cluster assembly. Gene Ontology annotation, cellular component: mitochondrion; cytoplasm.
AUGAACGCCCCGAGGAUACUCACCCGGCUGGCGAUCCGCCGCUCCUGCACCGCGAUGCAUUGCGCACCGUCAUCACUCGCCGCCGGAGCCCGUCGCGCAUACGGCAGCCCGUCCUUCCAAUCCUACCCUCUCUACCCAAACAACGCUCCCCCGCCACCCCGAACCGACGGCGCCGAGGGCUCCAUCGCGCAGCCGGAUGCUCUUCCGAAGGUCAACGAGACGAGACCGCCCAAGAUGUCCCAGCUGUCCGCGCACCAGCCGAGUCCCUCUACGACUACGACGACGACAACAAAUGCCUCUACCACCACCACCACCACCACCACAUCAACAGCCGCCACCCCGACACCCACAACGACAACGUCAUCAGCACCAGCCAAGCCCACCCGCCCACGCUCCAAGCUCCGCGCGCGCAAGGCGGCUAUGAAGCUCACCCCCGCGGCCGUCGAGCAGCUUCGUGCCCUGCUGGACCAGCCCGAGCCGAAGCUGAUCAAGGUCGGCGUGCGCAACCGCGGGUGCUCGGGGCUGGCGUACCACCUCGAGUUCGUGGAGAAGCCCGGCAGCUUCGACGAGGAGGUGGUGCAGGACGGCGUCAAGGUGCUGAUUGACAGCAAGGCGCUGUUCAGCAUCAUCGGCAGCGAGAUGGACUGGGUCGAGGACAAGCUCAGCCAGAGGUUUGUGUUCAAGAACCCGAAUAUCAAGGAAGAAUGUGGUUGCGGAGAGUCGUUCAUGGUAUGA